This is a messenger RNA of Topomyia yanbarensis, 504 nucleotides long. RefSeq names its product endocuticle structural glycoprotein ABD-4-like. Gene Ontology annotation, cellular component: chitin-based extracellular matrix. The transcript has 2 exons. Bases 55 to 504 code for a protein of 149 amino acids. NCBI's taxonomy places the organism in Eukaryota, Metazoa, Arthropoda, Insecta, Diptera, Culicidae. Gene Ontology annotation, molecular function: structural constituent of chitin-based larval cuticle. The record is from RefSeq and is a predicted model, not a curated record.
GAGGUGAAGCAGAUUGAAAAACUUACGUUUGAGUUUCAAAAUUAUUGGCAAAUCAUGCAUAAGCGAUUGGGACUAUGUCUGAUGAUGGUUUCAUUCGCUCUAUCUGCGCCGCCCCCACGAAUAAAUGGAAUCACUUCGAGCGGCGGGCCAGAAAGUACCGCCACCAUAAUCAACCAGGACCAGCAGUUGAACCCGGAUGGAUCUUACAGCUUCAUCUACGAGACGAGCAACGGGAUCAAAGCAUCCGAAAGCAGUCCUGAUGGAGCAAGCGCCACGGGAGAGUUUUCCUACACCGCCCCAGAGGGAGAGAAAAUCCAGCUGACUUAUGCGGCUGACCAGGGAGGAUUCCAGCCACAGGGAGCUCAUCUUCCCGUGGAGCCCCCGGUGCCGGAUCACGUCAUUAAGGGCCUGGAAGUCAUCAAAGCCAAUCCUCCAAAAGAUCCCGACUAUAAUCCGGCCUUCCUCGACGCCGUCAUUGCCAGACUGAAGGCCCUCCAGGGCUGA